CUGGGGUAUCAUGCCACGCUGACCUGUUCCACAUGGCGAUCCUUCCUGCCAAGUCUAAUUUUUGGCGCUGCCCAGGCCCUGCUGCCCCAUUCGAACACCGCCUGGUCCUAAUUCUGGGCUGCAUGGCCAGAAUCAAAGCUCAGAUGGUCUUUCAAUUCCACUUUCGGCUUGCCAGUUUUUGAGCGUUUUGGACUUCACCGCCCCGGGUCUCUGCAUGAUCGUAACAAACAAGAAGAAAACAAUGCAUACCUAGAAUAUAUAGAAUAUAAGCCUGUGCUCGAUUCAACCAUGAUGUUUCUCCACCAGAUGAGUUUGGAGAUUCUUUUGCACAAGGGGGGCGCCGAACGCUCCAAGGAGUAGGAGCGUUCUGUCAGUGAAUUUGCCGAUCCACUUUCCUUAUUGCCGUUCAAACUUCAGGUGUAGGCUUAGCUUGAACAAACAUCAUCAAUACUCAUGUGACACCACCACAAGAGAUGAAGGACUAGCCACGCGUCAACAACGUGAAGGCAUUGCAAAACAGAAACAAAAGGAGGUAGAGAUACUGUAUUGAUUACUGAGACAAAAAGCUUGGACUCAUUAAGCCAAAGAGUUGACUUGAAGAUGGCGCAAGAAAGCCAUGCGCCACUCACAAAAAACAGGGCAUCCUCGCCGCAUGCUCGCCUGAGGAAAGAGGGUGAAGCAAAUGCCGGGAAGGACGCAAGCGGACGCAAGGAACAGGUGGCCGAACGUCAACCUUUGGUCCUGGCACGCACAGUGCAGGGAUUUCUGCUGCUUGGCACGCGCAUGGUGCAGCAGUCAAUGCGCAACGCGCUGUCGCCGCUGCUUGUCUUCAUGAGCGCUGAGAUGGACAUCACUAUGGCGCAGAAAGGAAGCCUGUUGUCAGCGAUUGCGGCCGGCUACUUCUUUACCCAAGUACCAGGCGGUGCUCUGGCAGAUCGCCUGGGCGCAAAAAAUGUCAUGACAGCAGCCUUGGGGCUCAGUGCCUUGUGCUGUUUAGCGAUCCCAUUUUUUGUGGACAGCAUGGGCGUGUCUGGGCUUUGGUACAUCAUGAUGGUUAUGGGGAGCGUGCAGGGCCCCUUGUUUCCCACCAGCACCGUGUACUUAAGCAAGUGGAUGCCCAAGAAGGUGGAGGGCGGAGCUGAUGAGAAGGCUUGGGGCACCAGCAUGUUGGACAUUGGCGUCACUGUAGGCACUCUCCUGGUCAUACCCAUGGUCAACAGCUUGGCUGGGGUGCUGGGCUGGAGGCUGACGUAUCAGAUCGUGGGAGUCUUGAGCUUGGGCUUUGUGGCCGUUUGGCAGCUGCUGGCGGCGGAGGAGCCAAGCCGGUGUUUCUACAUCUCGAAGAGCGAGCUGAAGUUCCUCCAGGCAAACGUGCCGAGACCGAAACUGAAGACCAGUGCCAAAGAUGAAGGAUCUGGGCCCUUGGGCAUGCCCUGGGCUGUGGCGAUCCACCCGAGUCUCUGGGCGAUCUUCUUCGCCCAUAUCGCUUUCAACUAUGGCGUGUACUAUCUCACAAACUGGAGUCCAACCUACUACAAUGACGUCUUGCGCCUAAGCCCUAAUGAGGCCAAAUACCACCUGAUGGCUCCCUACAUCAUGAGCUUAAUCGCCACCUGCACGAGCCCCUUGCUGGUGAAAGCGGUGGGCAGAUUGGGUUGGGAUCUGCUCACCACCCGCCGCCUCUUCACUGCCUCGGGCUUCCUCUUAGCAGCGGCAGCGUUGGCACCUGUCCACGUGUUGCGAGACUACAGCCCGUGGGUUUCCACGGCGCUCUUCAGCUUAGCAAACGCAUCCUUUGGGCUGACACCCAAUGGCUUCAAGGUCCAGCGACGCACCACGGCCAGGCCAAUUACUUGGAGAUCACUGAGAGAUACGUUGGAGUGGUCAGUGGCUAUGGAAACACACUGGGGACACUGGCAUCCUGGGCGGGGCCACAACUGGUCGCCCUCCUGCUACAGCAUUUCCACAGCUGGGACCUUGUGUUGCUUUCCUUGGCAGUGAUGAACGUCAUGGCUUCGGUGAACUAUGUUCGCCUCGCCAGCGUGAAACCAGUGGAGAAGCUUUUGGAGUUGUCCAAAGAGGCCCCAAGCAACAAGAAAGUUGAUUGAGGCAGCCGUGCGCAUGAAAAGGAUUGAAAAGGCAAAAAAACUCGCAGUGAGUCCGAAAGCCUCCCGCG
Molecule: messenger RNA, 2176 nt
Organism: Durusdinium trenchii
Lineage: Eukaryota; Dinophyceae; Suessiales; Symbiodiniaceae
Source: the annotation of a GenBank genome assembly